ACAGGCUGCAGGGACGGGCGCUCUGAGACCGAGGCACUACGCUCCAGAGCGUCUGAAGCAACCAUGGGAGUAGUUCACACUUGCAACUCGAAAGAGUUGCCGCGCUGAACAUAGACUUUUUAUUUGUUGUUGUUGUUGUUGUUUGGAAUCGCCUUCACUCAGGGGACUUAUGGGCGCUUUUGUUCGUGUCAGUCCUCAAGCAGGAUGUUGUUUCUGACCAGACUCGGAAAGCCGGGUAAGAAGAGCGUAAAGUCUCUCUGAUGAGAGCCACCUCCUUCUAUCCGCCACACAAAGGGAACCACGGAACAAGUUCUUUUCUCCCCCCCACGCACCCACGCCAUUUCUCUCUCUCUCUCUCUCUCUCUCUCUCUUUUUUUUUGAUGUCAUAGUGGGGGGGCUCUUUGAAAGACAUCAUGGAUCACUUUGCAGCGGAGUGCCUUGUCUCUAUGUCCAGCCGCGCGGUCGUCCACGCUCCGAGGGGCAACAACCGGGAGGUGAAGGCGGAGAACCAGUCGCCUCCCCCCACGAGGAUCCCGGAGGACGCCAAAGAACCUGUGGUGAAGGACAACUCUUCUCUGUACGUGGUGGCCAGGAUCCUGGCGGAUUUUAACCAGCAGACCCCCGGCGGCGUGCUCAGCGAGCAGGCGAAGAGCAGGGAGGAGAGCCAAGCCGGCCUGCCGGAGGAUGCGAACUGUGCCACACCUACCAUCACCAUCUCGGAUCCGUCGCUCAAACAAAGGGGCAAGAGAUCGAGAGGUCGCAGCGAGCCGGAGUCCCCGCAGAAAAAGCACAAAUGCCACUAUUCGGGUUGCGAAAAAGUUUACGGCAAAUCGUCGCACCUCAAGGCGCACUUAAGGACGCACACAGGAGAGCGUCCAUUCCCUUGCACCUGGCCCGACUGCAGUAAGAAGUUCGCCCGCUCGGAUGAGCUGGCUCGCCACUACCGCACCCACACGGGAGAAAAGAAGUUCGGCUGCCCACUCUGCGACAAACGCUUCAUGCGGAGCGACCACCUGAUGAAGCACGCCCGGCGCCACUCGGAUUUCCAGCCCAGCAUGCUCAAGAGGCCCCACGCCGGCGGGGUCGUCGGCGGCGGGGCCGGCCACGCCGCCCGUCCCGGCUCCCUCAGCGACUACAGCCGCUCGGACGCCUCCAGCCCCACCCUGAGCCCCGCCCUGAGUCCCGCCAACUCGCCUUAAACUGAACAUCGCACUUUCCCGCCUCCAAUGUGGCGAGGCGUGUGUUCUUCUUGUCACGAUAACACUCGUGUUGUUGCGCGGCGGCGACCCCCGUCUUUUGCUAAUCUUGCGCUCGCUGUGGUGUACCAUACUGUACAGAACUGCUUAUCGUAGUGCAAUGACAUGUGUGAUCCUAUAAGAAGGUAACGCCUUUUCCCAGAUGGCAAUAUUUACAUUGUCGACCAUAUGUCUCGAUGUUUCUUCUAAUCGUGGCUCGUCUGUUUGCAGCAACUAAACACAACUCAGACGACGACAGAUGCCCUGAUGAGUCUUAUCGAAAUAUUUGUUUUUCUUUUAGGACAAAAAAAAAAAAAAAAACGGGUGAUGAGAAAGGGUACACACACACACACACAGGAAAAAAAAACACCUCAGGAUUGAAGACAGUUUCUCUUAAUACCACAAUACUUUACACAAACUGCACAAUAAAUUCAUCACUUUAAAGUUCAGCCGCCGGUUGAACUUUUGGCCCUGCUCAGGGAUGGCCUUGUUAGCUUGAACGAAUGGAGAGAAACAGUCAGUCCACACACAUACACAGUAUGUCUACAUAUGUACACUGUAGUAUAUGUAGACAUGUAUAUACACAUGUAUGGGCCUUACACUCAACACACUAUUGCACUCUGUUACGUCAGCUUCACUUCCUUCUUGAUAAAAAAAAAAAAAAAACAUUUAAAACCUCUUUCGCACAGAAAAGCCACGAAAUGAGAGCCACAGCAGUUAUUUGUCAUUGGCUUCUUCUUACGCGAAACCCGACAAAGGUGCGUUUGCCCGGAACGUGUGCGUUUUGACACGUCGCCUCUGUAUCCCACAAUCAGAUAAUUAAAUGCGACGGCGCCUGCUGUAAAAUAUUUGUCUGACAGCGACAAUAGCUGAAGCCAACUGUUCCGGCUCUGAUACCACUUUUGGGAAAUUGGAGUGUCAGAGUCUUUUCUAAAGAACAGAGAUGCAGAAAAAUGUCGGCUUUCAAAGCUGCGGCAUCCAUUCUGCCGGUGGACAUUUAUGGCCGCAAACACUCAGAAUUGGGUUAUAAAGAUACGUUUCAAAGCAGCUGUUUAAAUAAAUAUGGAGACAAAGGGACGGCCAUGUGCAUCCCUCGCACAAUCCCACCGGGACAAUAAAGUAGCAAAGACAUGGAUUGGUGAAGUGAGGCCCGGGGAUGAUUUGGAGCCUGUAAAUAUCCCGCAAGAAGCGUCAGGAAGGCUUGCAUGUGACCCAUCUGGCUCUACCUGUCCUGUCAAGAUGUCAAGUCUUGUCUCGACGUCAGCUUGAAAGUUAACUCGGAGGUUAAACGCAGUGAAAAGUGCCGGCGGAGCUAUCUGCAAUGCUCAGGCGGGAGGAGGCGCGUCCUGAUAAAAAGAGGAGAGGAAUGUUUAUCACGACAUGAGCAGAUGAGGAGACACCCUCGUUUCCUUCUUACGCAAACGAUCCAACCAGGAUGCAGCGACAGUACCACCUCGAUGUAGAGUUUCCCGACUAUUAAUGAGUUGAGGCACAUGCAUUUGUUGAACCUAAAAUGCGACCUUGGCAGGUGAUGCGCAGUCAUCCUAAAAUCCCACCCAGAAAGCACAAUAUCUUUUUUUUUUUUGUCCAUAAGCAACAUUUGGGAUAUUUGUAACUACAUUCUUCUUUUGCCCAAUUCCCAUUUCAGAUAACUGCAAUCGCAUUUCACUGAAGACAAAUGAUGGCAUCUUUGCCAUUCAUGUAUAUGGACUUUGACAUUCCAUAUAUAUCUAAUUCAUUUAGAGAUAUCUGGCAUCUGAGUUACUGAUGUCUGAAACUGAAUUUUACACGUCUAACUCCAGUUUGAGAUAUCUAUAAUUAGAUUGUGACUGAUCAUAAUUAAAUCUAUUCACUCCAGUUCAAUAUAUCCAUAUGUUCCUUUUGAAUAUUUUACAUCAUGUUUUAAAGACUAGUUGGAAUCAAACUGUAGAUGCAGUAUCUCAAAAAGAGGUUAGCGAUAUCUAUGAUUCAAAUAUAGAUAUCUGUAAUCAACUAGUGUCGGCUGAACUGUCGAUAUCAUGAGAAACUCUGUUACACCAGAAUGGCAAAAUUGACAUGAUCAGAGAGGCAAAAUGACUUUAGAGAUCUAUGUAAUUCAUUAAUUGUUUAUCAACUACGAUACAUUAUUUGCAAACAAUAAAUCCUUAUUUCCCAACUAACGUGGUGCAACUGCAAAAUGUCCUUUUUCUGUGGCACAAUUGUGGCUCUGCACCGGUUGGAAAUGAUUGAGGUUGAAAAUCAGUUUUUGCCACAAGCGAGCACAGAGACAAACGUCGCACUAUUAAACAACUGCUUUCAAACGGCUCUGAGCAAAAGGAACACGUCAUCAGGGUGCAGCCACGCUCCCGUGAGAAAGUCCACUUGUGUUUCUAGACAAGCAAAAAACAAAACAAACAAAAAAAAACUUCCAUGUAAACGGGCAGCGCUUAUCCAAACGGGUCCAUUCUGCAUCCUCGUGCUUGGAAAUACAGCCAUCCGUGUUGCUUUGAUCCCAUCGCAUCCAAUCCAGACUGUUGCCAUGGCGAGCGGCGCGUACUCUCCUCAGCGCCACACGCAUGUUAACAACUCCGGCAGGUGUACGUCCAUGAAUGCCGGGUCUUGUCCCCGUCUCACCCCCCCCCCCCUCCACCCCAGCAGCGAUCUUUCUUUUCAAAGAAGCAACUCUUGUCACCCCCACCCCCCCAAGACAAAACACCCCUUAGAUCCGACGCAGCGAUUCGCUGAAACAAAACUAUUUUUUUUUUCAAAUAGCAGGAUGACACUUUUUAGUCAGAGAAACCACUGGGACAAAAAUCUUUUCAAUUCUCCAAAUUGCUGUUGAGCAGCUUUUUUGUGCAGUUUUGCAUGCUUUCUUAAUCCAUAAACUGCACAAUUACCUCAGGUUCCACGGGCUGUGUAUGGGUCUUAUGGGAAAUUUUGUUUUCACUGCUGGUCAGUGUCCAGUUUCACCCCCCCCCCCCAUCCUCAAGGCCCACCUGCCUCUUAAGUCUUCACAACAUCCUGCCUGAUUCAAAAUUUGGGCUCUCUGAGGCUGACAUAAAAUAACCCCCCCCCCCACCCACCCCGCAGUGGACCGAACACACGGCAUUGUGUGAAAGAGGAAAUGUCCAGAUCCAUCCAUCCAGCCAUCUUUCCAUCCUUCCACUCCAUCCUAUCCAUCCAUGCUCUCACUGUAACAAACUACUUGAAUAAUUCAAUACAGAAGGCCAUUGAACACCAUUUUUGUACAUUUUUACAGUUUUUUUUUUAAAUAACAGAAUAAUAUACUUAUUUGUGAGGGUUCCCCCUCAUCUUCAGGUCAUUGGUUGAAUUGUUUGUUUCAUGACAAAAGCAGCCAUCCUCUCAGCAGAGAACUGUUGAUGUAAGGGGUGAUGGGCACGUAGGCUCAUCCUCACAAAUUCCUCCUCAUUCCAGGAACUGGGAAUGUUCAGCUGGCAGGCGCCAGUUAUGAUAUGAAACUUCCUGACCUCUAAGUAUAUUCAUUUCACACAGAGUGACUCGUUUAAUUUUCUUUGAAACUGCAUUCCCUUCAAAUUAGAGACCGUGAGAGUUAGCAACAGUCCUAAUUUAUAUCAUUGCUUUCUGUGUUUAUACUUUUCAGGCUCAUAACUCCUUGAUGAAAAUGUUUCGCUUUCUGUUAGCAUCGUUUCCAAACACACGGUGUAGCUUCUGCUUCACGAGUAGCACAAAUUAGGUGAUUAUUUGUUUCCGCUUGAACGACAGGAGAGAAAACAAGGCUUUCUAUUCUGUAAAUAAAUCAUUGGGUUUUUAUUUUAUAUGUGUAAAAAAAAAUGUUGUCAGGGUCCUUCACGUGCUUUGGAUUCAAAGUUUGAAAAGAAAAUGCAAAAUGAGCCACACGCGUACUGUGAUGGUUUGAAACAUACAGGAUGAUGUCAGCGUUGAAUAAUGAUUACGUUUUUCAGUAAGAAAGAACUUUAACCAGUAAGGUUCUUAAUUUCAUUGUACUGCUUAAUAGUUAACUGCAUAUUGUGUGUAUAUAUAUAUAUAAAAAAAUGUGUUUCAUUAAAAUGAUUGGCUGGCAACCAGUUCAGGGCGUACCCCGCCUCCUGCCCGACGACAGCUGGGAUUGGCUCUCGUACCCCCGCGACCCUUGUGAGGAUAAGCGCCUCUGAAAAUGGAUGGAUGGAUGGAUCGACUGAUGAACUAAGCAUAUUUAACAAAAAAAAGACGACACGUGGAAUAUUUUCAACUGAUGUCAAAAGUACAGGGUUGGUGGAUGUAACUGUGUGCCAAAACACAAAUGUUAGAGGGUAAAUAGCUACUAUCAGACGAUGUACAGUUUUUUUUUCUCUCCAAGUGCUUUUGUGUCAUGUACAGGAUUUAAUGAAGCAAAUGUGCAUAUUUGUACGAUUAGGUGAACUAUUUUCUGCUUUUCGACCAUUUGGUCGCGUAGCUUCCUUUUUGUUUUCCCAUUCUCGUUAUUUAAUUGUACCUUUUGGUUGGCGUUCGUCACGCGAGCGACGUUGAACGGCUUUUGGAUCAUUUUAAUGCUAACAAGACGAAGCCCGACCAUUCCAAAGGAUUGAAAGUUGCGUGUUGCUGCUUACGUGGACCCCGAUCGUUGUCGCUUUUUUUUUUUUUUUUUUUUUGGGGGGGGGGGGGGGCUUACAAAUGUGUCCCAACUGUGAGUUUUUACACAUUGUGAGUCGUGCACAAGGUACGUUCCUCAUUGUUUCCCGGGUGUAAUCUCUCCUCGUAUUUGCCCUUAAGAGCGAGGCCUGCGUGUGGCCCAUUCAAAUGAACAACGUUCAAGACUCAUGUACAUAUGUGGCGUAUGCCCUUUUUUCAAAUACACAUUUAAGAUUAGUUAAUGACUUUUGAGAGGGGAUCCUUCGUGGGAUGGCGUGAUUCUUGGGUGUGGAGAAAUUGUUACCAAAGCCUAUGAAGGGAAACACGAAUGUUGCAGUAAUUCGGUUCGGCAGAGGCCGGACUUGGUAACGGACCUUUCUUGAUUCUUGGAUC
Messenger RNA from Syngnathoides biaculeatus (alligator pipefish), 6218 nucleotides. RefSeq names its product Kruppel like factor 13 (gene klf13). Gene Ontology annotation, molecular function: DNA-binding transcription factor activity, RNA polymerase II-specific; RNA polymerase II cis-regulatory region sequence-specific DNA binding. The transcript is spliced from 2 exons. The record is from RefSeq and is a predicted model, not a curated record. Gene Ontology annotation, biological process: regulation of transcription by RNA polymerase II. Lineage: Eukaryota; Metazoa; Chordata; Actinopteri; Syngnathiformes; Syngnathidae. Bases 414 to 1199 code for a protein of 261 amino acids.